Messenger RNA from Venustampulla echinocandica, 999 nucleotides. RefSeq names its product NAD(P)-binding Rossmann-fold containing protein. Bases 1 to 999 code for a protein of 332 amino acids. The record is from RefSeq and is a predicted model, not a curated record. The transcript has 5 exons. Gene Ontology annotation, molecular function: hydroxypyruvate reductase [NAD(P)H] activity; glyoxylate reductase (NADPH) activity; NAD binding. NCBI's taxonomy places the organism in Eukaryota, Fungi, Ascomycota, Leotiomycetes, Helotiales, Pleuroascaceae. Gene Ontology annotation, cellular component: cytosol.
AUGUCGAAACCACGCGUUCUCCUCCUUGGUGAGAUUGACCACGCACACAAAGAAUGGUCAUCUCUCGCUUCGAUAUCAGAAGUCAUCGAACCAAAGGCUCGGUCGCGGGAAGAGUUUAUUGAAGAAUGCAAGGCAGGGGCUUUUGACGGGGUGGUUGCCGCGUACCGGACCUUCCAAAGUGUUGCUAUCACCGGCUUGAUUAAUGAGGAGCUUGUGGCUGCUCUGCCCAAGAGCUUGAAGUUCAUGGCUCACAAUGGAGCCGGGUAUGACCAAGUUGAUGUUUUUGCUUGUACCAGGCACGGCAUCCGUGUCUCCAAUGUUCCUACUGCCGUGGACGAUGCCACUGCAGAUACAACUAUGUUCCUUAUCCUAGGAGCUCUGCGAGGAUUUAAUACUUCAAUGAUGGCCCUCCGAAACGGCCACUGGAAAGGCUCCCCUCCCCCACCUCUCGGCCACGACCCACAAGGAAAAGUCCUCGGAAUUCUAGGAAUGGGUGGUAUUGGCCGGAAUCUAAUGAAGAAGGCUUCGGUAUUCGGGAUGACCACAAUAUACCACAACCGCAACCCCUUAUCAGAAGAGCUGAGUGGUGGUGCCAAGUAUGUCAGCUUCGACGAGUUACUAGCAAACAGUGAUGUUUUGUCUCUGAAUUUGCCUCUCAAUAAAAAUACCCGCCACAUUAUCUCGACCAAGGAAUUCGAGAAGAUGAAGAAGGGAGUCGUAGUUAUCAACACCGCUCGUGGCGCUGUCAUGGAUGAAGGAGCACUCGUCAAAGCCCUCGAAAAGGGACAAGUAUGGUCUGCUGGCCUUGAUGUUUUCGAGGAGGAGCCAAAGGUCCAUGCAGGCCUAGUUGCGAACCCAAGUGUGAUGUUACUGCCGCAUAUGGGUACCUGGACGGUGGAGACACAGACCAAGAUGGAGGUUUGGUGUAUUGACAAUGUGAAGAGUGCCGUUGAGAAGGGGAAGUUGUUGAGCCCUGUACCAGAACAGAAGGAUAUGUGA